Molecule: messenger RNA, 750 nt
Organism: Eufriesea mexicana
Lineage: Eukaryota; Metazoa; Arthropoda; Insecta; Hymenoptera; Apidae
Product: waprin-Thr1
Exons: 4
Coding region: 412-750 (112 amino acids)
Cellular component (GO): extracellular region
Molecular function (GO): peptidase inhibitor activity
Source: RefSeq, a predicted model, not a curated record
UGAGAUCUGUAUGAGUCACUGAAAUUCACGUACUGAAUCAAAAUACCCAAGUGUAUUAUUCACCGAACACUUGACUCACAACACAAAAACAUACCGAUAAUAGUCAUAAAGAUGUUCAUAAACUGAUAUUAUGUCGGGGAAUAUUAAGAAACUGUUGAAUCAGUCGGUCACUUUGCUUCCUGUACGUUCUAUGACAUAUACCUUUCGCCGACCGCAAGAUAAAGAUGGAAGUAAUAGAGAUAACAAUAUAAAGAUUGGUCAGGGGAUAAAAUAGGAAGGAAAAUGACAUACAAAGAUUUAAGAAGCUGAGAUCUUAUCGUGCACCGGUUAAACGUGUUUCAUCUCCGAACAGGACAAAUCUAGUAAUCCCAGAAGAAUAAUAUCGUGAAAAAGGACUCCGAACAAAAAAACAUGUAUAAGAGGGGAACAGUCCUGGUAUUGACAGUGUGCUUGUUAAUUGCCGUGACAGUCGCUCAGCUGUCUCGUAAAGAAGGAUAUUGUCCAUUAAAAAACAGUGUUUCGAAAUGCACUCCUAGAUGCGUUUCAGAUUAUCAAUGCUCUUUUAAUGAGAAAUGUUGCCCGAAUAAAUGUGGAAGUAAAUCAUGUGUUCAAGCGAGUCCUGUCAGUACCGGCAGUGGAUAUAAGGGAUCAUCAAACGACAAUGUGUAUUGUGCUGGAAUAAAAUGUGGCCCAUAUGAAAAGUGUCAAUUUGAUCGUAGAACAAAGCGUGAAAAAUGUAUUCGUACAUAA